Messenger RNA from Aspergillus heteromorphus CBS 117.55, 2790 nucleotides. RefSeq names its product Aim21 family protein. The transcript has 2 exons. Bases 1 to 2790 code for a protein of 929 amino acids. The record is from RefSeq and is a predicted model, not a curated record. Lineage: Eukaryota; Fungi; Ascomycota; Eurotiomycetes; Eurotiales; Aspergillaceae.
AUGACUACACAAACAGCUCCCGUCAUUCCUCCCCGGCCGUCAAGAUCACCCCAACAGGGCCUUGCACCGACAUCAGCAGACAUGCCCAGAAUCCCUCCUCGUCCCACCCAGCGCAUCGAGCGCUCCGUGUCUCCUUAUCGCGAUAGCUAUGCGCCAUCCCCAUUGAACGAACUGCCCAACGGGUCGAGUAUGAAGCGCCUCUCUGCGAGUGAUCUGCCUCGGCGCCCUCCGAGUGUGACAAUACCAUCUUUGGGCGAAGAGGGCAUCGAGUACGCCGACCUGGAUGUCGGCAAUGCCUCGGAUGGUCACCAGCCGACCCCCGCAGAGACACGGAACGUGGGAAGCGAUCUCAAGCUUCAUGCGCCAAGACCGUCGCUGCCCCAGUAUAGUGCUGAGGCCAAAAUGCAGACCGUUACACGUACGGAUUCCCGUCAAGCUGCCGCAGCAGGUCUGGGUCGCGCCGCGUCUCCCCUCCAUGACGAUCAAUCUGAACGGCAUACCCGUUCAGUGUCACGGGCCGAGUCAACUGGCUCCGUCGAUCGCCGACAAUCGUUUCACGGGGAUGAGCAUGGCAUCCCGGAAAUCGGACAGAGAGUCCCGAUGUACCCCAACGCGGGUGAUGUCCAAGCUCCCUCACCUAGUCCCUACGUCGUAGAGCACCAGCACCAGCACCAGAACCAGAACCAGCGUCCGGGACGCAAUCAUCAACGCACUCGCAGUGGCCGUGAGGCUUCUCUGCCUCCUGGAAGUUAUGGCCUGCAUGGACACGGUGUGCCUACAAACGACAAGUUCGAAAAAGCUUGGUAUGAUAAGCACCCCGACGAAUACGUCCGGGAAGAAAAAGGCCAGUAUGGCCCUGGUGUUGGCAGGCCAAGACCCACCUGGGCUUUGAGCAGUGAUGACUUGAACAAAAUCGUCCGAAGCUCUGCCGUGACUGGUUCUGGAUACGGCACCUCGCCUGCUGUGGUAGGAACUCCAGAAGAGGAGGUCGGUUACAUUGCCUCCGACGAGUACUCCCGCCCGACUUUUGAAUCGCCCCUCCGCAAUUCGAGCGUAUCCGCCGCCGGAUCGAACCAGCAGGAUGAUACCGUUGAACAGAACCCCUCUCCCAAGAAGGAAGCCCCUCGAGUGAUCCACGUUGACGAGCCGUAUCAUCAUCUGCACCAUCCCGAUGGGUUUGCUCAAACCCCGGGUCCGGAACAGCUCACUCACGGAGCCGGUGAAGGAGAUGUCGCCGAAGACGACGCCAUCCUGGCUGCCGAUGAAGUGCGCCCUGAAUCUGCCUUCCAGCACCCUGCAAUCUCGCCUACAUUUGGCAGGAGCGGUAGUAUUGACCACGAGGGCAGGAGUCGCACACCAAGCGUGAACCAUAGCCGCUCUAACAGCAGGACCGCUAGCAAUCAUGGCGGCAUGCCAUCUCUGACAAGAUACGACUCGCGCGAGGAGCACGCGGGUACAUACACACCUCUCGAAGAUGUUGAAGAAUACGAACCCUUGUUUCCAGAGGAAGAUUCAAAGAAUAAGAAGGCCGUCUCGACCGCAGAGCGCUUUAAACAGCGUCCGGAUUUGAAGCAUCGAUUCCCUAGUCAAGACAUCUGGGAAGACUCGCCAAAUAGUUUGCAGCUGCACACUACCGUGUCUACACCGGACAUUCCCAAGGAGGAGACCUUUGAAACUCCGGAGGAAGAAUCGUUCCGCAGAAGCCAGGCGCCUCAUCUUGACGCUCAUCAAGUCGCGACGCAGAUCUUGGAGUCAGAAGACCGUGGCAGCAAGCCACCCAUCCGCCCGGGAGUGGGCAAGCAGAGGUUCCCUAGUCGCGACAUCUGGGAGGAUGCACCUGAAAGUCACAACCUGGUGACCACAAUCGAGCCGUCGGAAGAGGAAGUGAAGAGUCCGGAGGUGCCCUCAAAGCCAAGUAUUCCGGCUCGGCCCCAGAAACGCCCUCAACAAGCUCCUGCAGUGGAUGCUUCCACAAAGCCCGUCACCUCGCCAAUUGAGAAGCGUCAACCACCUCUUAUCCCGGAUAGGCCCAAGCCACAGAUCCCGAACCGGCCUGCCAAACCCAUCUCCGAACCCAAAGACGUAGCCGCCAAGCCAAAGCCCGCCGUGCCAGCUCGUCCCGGCGGCAGCAAGAUCGCCGCUUUGAAGGCCGGGUUCCUGUCAGACCUGAACUCGCGGUUGCAGCUCGGCCCGCAAGGUCCGCCACCGAAGCCGCAAGAGAAGGAAGAACCCCCGGCGGAAAAGCAGCCGUUGAGCGACGCCCGGAAAGGAAGAGCCCGUGGACCCGCCCGGAGAAAGCCUGCCGUUGAGAAAACCACCACGAGACUGCCAACAAUCCCCGAGAUCAAGAUCACCACCACGUGGAAUGUCUUCGAGGUCGGCGAAGAUGGCAACCUGGUCGUGGGGGCUGCUGAGGUUAAGGCCCCGGCUCCCGAGACCACAACUCCUCAACCCAUGGCCCCAGCACUAGCAAAGAACGCUGCUGGGGAAUCCGUUGACCCACUGCCAUCACCUCCAGUGGAGCAAGAAGACUCCCCUGUCUCGCCAGGAGACGCGAAAGUGAUCGAGACCCAGGAGCCUACUUUCACAGACGCCACCCACUCGAUAUCAACCAACGACAGCCCGACUGAACCCAGUCUCGCUGUCGAACCCGUCGUCAAGGAAGACGUGCCUGCCGACGUUGAGACCCCGCAAUCUCCCGAGCAAGUCCUGGACGAUGUCGCCGAACGCCUAGCGGCUUCUGCCGAUGGCAAACGGCUCUCAACAGGCAGCAUUGAAGAAGCCGAGUGA